This is a messenger RNA of Rhagoletis zephyria (snowberry fruit fly), 360 nucleotides long. Lineage: Eukaryota; Metazoa; Arthropoda; Insecta; Diptera; Tephritidae. The record is from RefSeq and is a predicted model, not a curated record.
AUGCAGACCACCGGCGGCAAGUUGAUCGGCCUGAUCGGCGACGAGGACAGCUGCGUGGGCUUCCUGCUGGGCGGCAUCGGCGAGCGCAGCCCGAAGGAGCCCGCCUUCAACUUCCUGGUGGUGCACCCGGAGACGGGCGCCGAGCAGAUCAAGGGCGCCUUCGAGGCCUUCCUCAAGCGGGGCGACAUCGACAUCAUCCUCAUCCAGCAGAACAUCGCCGAGCUGAUCCGCGCCGAGAUUGACGCCCACACGGCGCCCAUUCCCGCCGUGCUGGAGAUUCCCAGCAAGGGCGCCGGCUACGACCCGCACAAGGACAGCGUCCUCAAGCGCGCCAAGGGGCUGAUUGAAGGUCGAGCCUAA